This is a messenger RNA of Seminavis robusta, 2310 nucleotides long. Lineage: Eukaryota; Bacillariophyta; Bacillariophyceae; Naviculales; Naviculaceae. The record is from the annotation of a GenBank genome assembly.
UCGGAGCUCGGAUAGCUGGAACGAGGUUCUUGUAUGGUUCGCUCCAGUUGUCAGGCCAAUCUCAUCACACCCACGUCCCGACCUGCACCCCGACGAACGUUCUUACGCCAAAGAACUCGACCCGCCCUCAAAAGAAGAUACUACCUACAGUAGAGAUAGAGUUGCAUUUUCCGCUCCUUGACACGGUUUUGAAACCACAACCAACAACAAAGCAAAGAGCACAGCUCCCAUCAGGUUCUAACUAAAGGUGGAUGGGAAGAUGAUGAAGAGGCCAACCGGAAGGCCAUGAGAGGUUUCAAUCGACGCCAUGCCUUGUUUUAUCUCCUUGGUUUGUCUGGAUGUUUCUUCCUGAUUCGACAGUUUUCCCGUCUGAGCAAGGAUCAUGGUGACAUUUCCGAUAGUUUCCCGACAGCUGCUGAAACCACCGGCAAUGGUCAUAGAAGAAGCGAAAGCAACGUGUUGGCAGUGAAUGCAAAACGCCCGAGCGCAAAAAAACGAAACAAUAUUGCUUUUCAGGAGGCUCCAUGGGCUUUGGAGAAUACGAAUACCAAAGAUACCAAAUUGCUUGGAGACGGACCUCUUGUCUCUACUGAGAAUGCAGCAACCCCCGGAAUUGACGUGAGCAAAGCCAGAAAUGAAGAAGUGAUAUCCGCUACAAAUCCACGCAAGAAACGAGGGAAAUUGCAGAGAAAGCAAGUAGGCGAUUCCCUCCUUUAUCUUCAACACUUUUCUGGAUCCGGGUGGUCCAAUCAAGUGAGAAGCUACAUGAGUGCCUACUACAUUGCCAAGGCAACCGGAAGAGUCCUCGUGACAUCACCCGUACUGCCCAACAGGCGCAUCUAUGGAGAUCACAACAGACUGAUGAAGGACAACAAGCAGGAGUUUGACGUGGGGUACAACUUGAGAAAGGCAUACAUGCGAGUCGUUCGGCCGGAGGAAUAUAUUGCCGUCGACAAGAUUUUGGAUAUGGAAUACACAUUCCCCAAUGUGACCACAAUUGAUUACAAAGAAUUUGUCGCCAGCAAACAGUGGACGAAGGAUAUAUCCACCUGGGUGCUGGAGAAAAACUACAGUCGCCCAAACACGAUGUUUGUACUCGAUCGACCAGAUUUGGAAGAUACCCAGGUCACGGACGAAACUAAUGAAAAUGGUCAAGUAGUCACAUACAAGGAUAUUCGCAAGGUUGCCGUGGAAGGAAAACACUUUAAAAUGUGGACUCUAUUGGACUCCUUCCAACACUUACAUCCCAGCAUGAUGCCUAACCCUGUUCGGCUACGAUACAAAAACGAGAUUCGUCACACGGCAAGAAUUAUCCGAGAGCACGUAUGGAACAACUUGACAUAUGCAUCGCUUCACGUGCGGGCCGGAGAUGGUCCUUGGGCGUUUCGAAAAGUCAUUUGGGAAACCGUACGCAAAGUUUUGGGGAAUAGUACAGAGAAUAUACGGCAGUGGUUGGAUGGACGACGACGAGAAGAACAAUCUGCUACGAGUGAACGGCUGGUCGAGAUUGGACUGUUUAUUGCCACAGACAUGCCACAGUUCCUGCUGCCAAAAGUCCAAGAGAGCAUUGAAAACAAAAUGAAAGAGGCGUUCCCAGAUCUGUCGGUGCGAGUCCUUUGGAGUAGCUCUUUUCAGAAUUAUACCCAACAGCUCGAACCUUCGCUAAGGUACCCAGGGAUAUUUCUGGACCAGCAGCUGGCUGCUUGUGCCCCUAUUGGCUUCACUCCCUCUCCCGGAGCGGGACACAUCUCGGUAUCUACAUUUUCCGACUUAAUCAUGACGAUUCGGAAUUCUAAUGGAGCUUGUUGACAUUCCGCCGUAGAUGUGAACUGGCAAAGAAUGCAGUGUCGAUAAACUCCAGCAUGUCGAGUCGCAUGGGUGUUCAGCCAUCCAUGAACUCCCCAAGGACGAAGUGGCUUGCGAUUGCAAGUUUCUAGUUACCGCAUAGCACCUGGGACGUCGAUUCGACAGAGUCGAGCCACUCGGCUGAAAUAAAUAGAGUAUACCAGGUAGUGGUCGGGUCAGUACAUGCAGCAAAGGUAUCAAUCAUGGACAUUCUUACAGGGCUACGGUACCGGUGCACACGGUUCACAGACUCGAUACUGUUAGCGUUGGUCUUCUUUUUUGUUGCUUUUGGGGGCCUUCAUCUUUCGUGGAUUGAAGUCUCCUCGCGGAUCUGGCACAUGGUGGUGCCGACGCAUAAUUGCAUCCCCCCCAAGCAUAGACAACUGAGUAAUAGUAUCGUUUGGAUGUUCCUGUCUAGCUAGCUCCAGCUGCACUACAAUACCUAUAGUUUGCCCAAUCCAGGAC